Molecule: messenger RNA, 151 nt
Organism: Dentiscutata erythropus
Lineage: Eukaryota; Fungi; Glomeromycota; Glomeromycetes; Diversisporales; Gigasporaceae
Source: the annotation of a GenBank genome assembly
AUGCUAACAAAAGGUAGAAGGUGUUCUACUAAUUCAUCAAGAUACGUCCAAAAUCAAUUACUAUUAAUGGCAGUUCAAGAUUUAUCUGAUAACUCAGAAGAAUUUAGAUAUAAAAUUGAAUAUGACUGUAAAGCACGUUUGCUUCUUAGAA